AUGGGCAAGGUUUGCGCCAUUUUUGGAGGAUCCCGAGGAAUAGGAAAAGCUGUCGCAGAGUUACUGGCACAGAAAGGCUGCCGCCUGGCGAUUAUUGCUAGAAAUCUGGAAUUAGCCCAGACUACUGCACGUAAUCUUGGUGCAGGACAUCUGGCACUUAGCUGUGAUGUAUCCAGUGAACAAGAAGUCCAAAAUACUUUUGAGGAGAUGCAGAGGAAUUUAGGUCCUGUUAACUACUUGGUGAAUGCGGCUGGGAUCAACAGGGAUAGUUUGUUACUGAGAACCAAGACUGAAGACAUGAUAGCCCAGAUUCACACUAACCUUUUGGGAACAAUGCUGACAUGCAAAGCUGCUGUAAGAAGCAUGAUUCAACAGCAAGGAGGUGCUAUUGUCAAUAUAGGAAGUGUUGUAGGACUUAAAGGCAACUCUGGUCAAAGUGUAUACAGUGCUACCAAAGCAGGAUUAGUUGGAUUUUCACGCUCUCUUGCUAAAGAAGUAGCAAAAAAGCAAAUUCGAGUCAACGUGGUUGCUCCAGGCUUUAUUCACACAGAGAUGACUGCUCAUUUGGAAGAAGAUCAGCUGAAGAAAGGAAUUCUCCUUGGAAGAUUUGGAGAGCCUCGUGAAGUUGCACAAGCUGUUGUCUUUCUUCUAGAGUCCCCUUAUGUUACAGGGAGUACUCUAGUUGUAGAUGGAGGCUUGCAGCUUCAGACUUAA
Opisthocomus hoazin is the source of this 714-nucleotide messenger RNA. Lineage: Eukaryota; Metazoa; Chordata; Aves; Opisthocomiformes; Opisthocomidae. The record is from RefSeq and is a predicted model, not a curated record.